Molecule: messenger RNA, 1649 nt
Organism: Eriocheir sinensis (Chinese mitten crab)
Lineage: Eukaryota; Metazoa; Arthropoda; Malacostraca; Decapoda; Varunidae
Exons: 11
Coding region: 156-1649 (497 amino acids)
Molecular function (GO): protein binding
Source: RefSeq, a predicted model, not a curated record
AGUCCAUCGCCCCGGUCGCAGAGCUAGGAGCGCGGGAAGCCAGUGCCACCACCCAUCAGUGCUAGUGUCGGAGUGUUGUGGAGUGCCUCAUCAUUAUUUUCGUUUUACAAGCCUACUGACACAGGAUUUCAUCAAUAUCAACUAUACCAGAAGUAAUGGUGUCGGUGUCGACCUGGGGCACUGCUGAAGUUAGUGACUGGCUAACAAGAAUAGGACUACACAACUAUGUUCAAGUUUUUAUAGACAAUGAAAUGGAAGGGCAAGACAUUAUAGACAUCAACGAGAAGAUGAUAGGGAAGCUGAUUCCUCCAGUGGGAAAACAACUUCUCUUCUUUCGGGAGCAGGCUACUUUGAAGGACCCAACUAGUCUUUCAGUGCUGGAUACCCAACCUAAAGGUGGAAGAACGUCACAGCCAACUCAUGACGCAGUGGAAGCAAGAGCAAGUACUCCAGUGAGCAGUAUAUGUGGAGAGCCAUCGUUAUCAUCUCUAACAGACACUUUACUGUCUGAUGAGGAGGAAGUCUCUCAGCCACCUUCCACAGUUAUCAAUGACGAGACCUCUGGUGACCUUUGGAAUGAUUUGCAGAAUUACAAACUGCCUCUUUUUCCGCCAUGCGUAAAGACCCUCUUACAAACAAGAAAAAGUCCACAAGAUUACCUGCCUGGAACUUCAAACAGAAGAAGAAUCAUUGAGGUCCUUACAUGUGACCUACAAAAGAGGAAUAUCCUGACACCUUCAAAACAGGGAUACACCAACCUACUAGAUGCCCUGUUUAGUGAAUAUCCACACAUUGGAGACCCAAAAUGUUGGAGGAUGUCCCUUCGUACCAAGAUGAAAAACAUUCGAGUGCCACUAACAUCACACAACACUGUGAAAAUUCUUAAAGAAAAAUUUGGCUGUCCAGUAACAGGAGGUCGGAAAAGUACGGCAUUGUCAGAAAAGGAAGAAGUUCAACCACGCAAGAAAAGGCAAAAGCUCAAGGUUGAUUUGGAGGGACAUGAAGAUGAUGAGGUGACUACACGCGCCCACAUAGAUGCACUGAAUGCAGAAUUGAGAAAAGGGUCACCUGAUCUUGCAGUGAUUGCUGUAAAAAUGGACAGAACAUUUGUCUACCGUUGGAAAAGGAUCAACGAUCAACGUUUGUCAGUGGCUGACAUCAUCUCAGAGUUUCCAGCCCUGAGGCGAAGAAAUUUUCUUGCAGGGGAAGCUGAACGACAUGGUAUUUUGAAGCCCCUUGAAAACUCUUACCUCCAACUCCAUACAUCACUACUUGAGUUGAUGAAGUAUACCAAGUCCCGUUGCAAAGGUUACAAAGAGUACUUCUCAAAAUACCAAGAGGACUUGGACAGCAGUCUGAAUGAAGAUAAAAGAAUCGAAUGUGGCCUGCAGUUUGCUGUGCAACUUCUGCCAUCGCUUUUUAGAGAGGAUGCGACGUAUCUACUCGCUGAUUCGAAUGAGAAUAUCAAAUCUCCAGCUCCAGUUCUUACCUGUGAAGGAGGCGAAUACCAGCUUCACAUCAACGGGGCACCUCUUCUGGCAACAAAAUCAUCAAAGUUUACAAAUGCUUUGGAAGCUCUGUUUCAGUCAUAUUGGUUUCAUGAGCCUGGCGGUACGCAGUUUGCCAAGGCUUCUGCACCGUCAACAUGA